AUGCCAGAGGGUGACGUCAUGGACGGUACACUCACUUUCGACGGGCUUGAGACUGCCGCCAAGGUCUUUUGCGCCCAUGAUGGCGAGAUGUCUCCGAUGCUCAUUGCGCGCGACGUGCCGCUGAUCACGUGGCGUGAUGACGAGACGCUCAACUGCCGCCAGUUCCACGUCGUUUUCGGUGCCACGUUCGAUGGCGAUCCUCGGAAUUCAGCGACGCUGGCUGCGAUCUUCAUCGUCCGACGCACUCCGAGCGGUCCGCAUCAGAUGGCUUUGGGCUAUACGAUGAUGGAUCUUGGCAUCCAGAAGAUCAACUUUGGCGAUGCGUUCUACAUUGGACCUUGCAAGGACCUCACGCUGGAUGGUGAAGUGCGACUGCCAGACAUGGCGAUCUUCCAGCGCAUUCGUGGGUGGAAAUCCCUCCAGGAUCCGUGCGUGGUGCUGGAGCUCGACCACAAGAACCGACCUUUUUCGGUCUUGGAAGAAUGGAUCAAGGGUUUCAUCAGCCUCAAGACCCGCACGGCUAUCGCAAUCAAGCUCUUUGAGUAUCCGCACAGCGAGGUUGGUCACUUUGGCGCUGUUGCGCUCAAAUACGUUCGCGGCAAGGUUGGCGCCCCGCAGCUCCAGCUUGCCGCGAGCUUUGGCACGGUGCCAUUAUCGAGCGACAUCGUCUCUGGGAUGAGCGACGAGGUGCGCGAUGCGAUGCAGCAUUUCGAAGACGGGGUUGCGCACGAAGUGGCUCUGGGUCAUGCGCGCUGGGCUCAUCCGACGCUGGCUCCGCCGCGCAUCGAGCUCACGGUGGACGACCUCUGGUACCAAGAUGAAGACCACUUGCUCGGCGCGGCGCCGCCGAAUCUCACGAGCCUCUUCAUCGACCUCUACACCGUCGCCAUGCGUGCGUAUUUCGCCAUGACCUAG
Molecule: messenger RNA, 915 nt
Organism: Saprolegnia diclina VS20
Lineage: Eukaryota; Oomycota; Saprolegniomycetes; Saprolegniales; Saprolegniaceae
Exons: 1
Coding region: 1-915 (304 amino acids)
Source: RefSeq, a predicted model, not a curated record